Copidosoma floridanum is the source of this 3953-nucleotide messenger RNA. RefSeq names its product coatomer subunit alpha (gene alphaCOP). Gene Ontology annotation, cellular component: COPI vesicle coat. Gene Ontology annotation, biological process: retrograde vesicle-mediated transport, Golgi to endoplasmic reticulum; endoplasmic reticulum to Golgi vesicle-mediated transport; intracellular protein transport. Lineage: Eukaryota; Metazoa; Arthropoda; Insecta; Hymenoptera; Encyrtidae. Gene Ontology annotation, molecular function: structural molecule activity; protein binding. The record is from RefSeq and is a predicted model, not a curated record.
UGCACAUGUGUAAUUCCAAUCUGUCAUUAUAAUUAUACAAAAAAGAACCGUUAAAAGUCUAGGUAGUGACGUGAACAAAAAUUUUCAAAAUUUGGGUUCUAUAUUUACAUUUAAUAUAGUGGCGAGAUGUUGACGAAAUUUGAAACCAAAUCAGCUCGAGUAAAAGGCCUCUCAUUUCAUUCCAAACGACCCUGGAUUCUAGCUAGCCUGCACAAUGGAGUCAUACAGUUAUGGGAUUACAGAAUGUGCACGUUGCUUGAUAAAUUUGAUGAACAUGAUGGUCCUGUGCGCGGAAUAUGUUUUCACACUCAGCAACCUUUGUUUGUGUCUGGAGGAGAUGAUUAUAAAAUCAAAGUUUGGAACUAUAAGCUACGAAGAUGUAUUUUUACUUUACUUGGACACUUAGACUAUAUCAGAACAACUGUUUUUCAUCAUGAAUAUCCUUGGAUUUUAAGUGCAUCAGACGAUCAAACAAUUAGAGUGUGGAAUUGGCAGAGUCGAACAUGUAUUUGUGUUUUAACUGGACAUAAUCAUUACGUUAUGUGUGCUCAGUUUCAUCCAUCAGAAGAUAUUAUAGUUUCAGCUUCUCUUGAUCAAACAGUCAGAAUAUGGGAUAUUUCAGGACUUAGAAAAAAAAAUGUAGCUCCUGGUCCAAGUGGGCUAGAUGAUCACUUGAAAAGUCCGGGCUCUACAGAUUUGUUUGGACAAGCCGAUGCUUUAGUAAAGCAUGUGUUAGAAGGACAUGAUCGGGGAGUAAAUUGGGCAUGUUUUCACUCUAAUUUACCACUAAUUGUGUCUGGUGCUGACGAUCGUCAAAUAAAAAUGUGGCGAACAAAUGAUGCUAAGGCAUGGGAAGUUGAUACAUGCCGUGGUCAUUACAACAACGUAUCUUGUGUGCUAUUUCACCCAAGACAGGAAAUAAUUUUAUCUAAUUCUGAAGAUAAGAGCAUUCGCAUUUGGGACAUGACAAAACGGACAUGUUUGCACACUUUUAGACGAGAACAUGAACGGUUUUGGGUACUAGCAGCACAUCCAACAUUAAACUUGUUUGCCGCUGGGCACGAUUCAGGAAUGCUUAUUUUUAAACUAGAAAGAGAGAGACCAGCAUAUACCGUUCAUAACAAUUUAUUAUACUAUAUUAAAGAUCGUUUCUUACGUAAGCUUGAUUUUAGCACGUCAAAGGAUACAUCGGUCAUGCAAGUAAGAGGGGGUGGUAAAAUUCCUGCCUACAGUAUUUCUUACAAUCAAGCUGAAAAUGCUGUACUAAUUUGUACAAGAUCUUAUGCCAAUAUUGAAAAUGGUACUUACGACUUGUAUAUUCUACCUUCAGAUGAUAAUACCGAACCAGAAACGAAACGAGCUUCAGGAAUUACAGCUCUUUGGGUAGCCAGGAAUCGAUUUGCCGUUCUUGAUAAGCAUGUUGGUUCCUACUCUCUUGUUAUAAAAAAUCUUAAGAACGAGAUUUCAAAAAAAAUUCCUAUUCCAAAUUACGACGAAAUAUUUUAUGCUGGUACUGGAAUGAUUUUACUGCGUGAUUCAGACCAAAUAGUGCUGUUCGACAUUCAACAGAAAAAAACUUUAGCUGAAGUCAAAAUUCCAAAAUGUCGGUACGUUAUUUGGUCAAAUGAUAUGAUUUAUGUUGCACUUUUAUCCAAACAUUCCGUUGUAAUAUGCAAUCGAAGAUUAGAGCAUUUAUGUACAGUGCAGGAAAACACAAGAAUCAAAUCAGGGGCAUGGGAUGAUUCAAAUGUAUUUAUUUAUACUACAAGUAACCAUAUAAAAUAUGCAAUUAGUAAUGGUGACUACGGAAUUAUACGUACCUUAGAUCUUCCUAUUUAUAUUACUAAAAUAAAAAGUGAUCAAGUAUAUUGUCUGGAUCGCGAGUGCAAACCAAGAAUUUUUAGAAUCGAUACGACAGAAUUUAAAUUUAAAUUAUCUUUAAUUGAUCGAAAAUAUGAGGAGGUUUUACGGAUGGUUCGCUCAUCUAAUCUUGUUGGUCAAUCAAUUAUAUCAUAUUUACAACAGAAAGGUUAUCCAGAAGUAGCACUACAUUUUGUCAAAGAUGAAAAAACUAGAUUUAGCUUAGCUUUAGAAUGUAGUAAUAUUGAAAUAGCAUUAGAAGCAGCUCGAAUAUUAGACCAAAAAUUUUGUUGGGAAAGCUUAGCGAAUGCUGCUUUGUUGGAAGGAAAUCAUCAAGUUGUUGAAAUGUGCUACCAAAGAACAAAAAAUUUUGAGAAAUUAGCUUUUCUCUAUCUUAUUACUGGUAACUUGGAAAAGUUAAAAAAAAUGACAAAAAUAGCAGAAAUUCGAAAAGAUUUUUCAGGAUGUUACCAAGGAUGUUUAUUAAUAGGUGACAUUGAAGAACAAUCAAAAAUAUUAAAGAAUUCUGGUCAGUUUAUUUUAGCUAAUGUUGCAAGUAAGACAUACAAAUUAGGCUGCCAAAAUGAUUCCGAGGAAAAUAAUAACGCAGAGGAUUUAUGUGCUGACCUUGGUACAGAAUCGUUUUAUAUGAGCCCUCCUAUACCUGUUAGUCAAAUAGAUUGUAACUGGCCCUUGCUUACUGUAUCUAAAGGGUUUUUUGAUACAACAGUGACUGCAAGAAACAAAAAUCAGAUAAGUUCCUCUUUGACUCCCCAAGAAAAUAUUCUGAUUGCUGAAGGUUGGGGAAGUGAAGAAGAUGAAGUUAUAACAAAUGAUAAAGAACCAACUAAUGAUAUGACAAAAAAUAAUAAUGAUCGGAGUGAAUAUAUUGGUUGGGAUGUUGAAGACGUUGAUUUACCAACUGAAUUAGAAUCAUUUAACACACCACAAUCUAAUGAUAAUUAUUUCGCCUGUCCAGUUAAAGGAAUACCAGUGGUACAAAAUUGGAUUAAUAAUUCGCAAUUAGCUGUCGAUCAUGUCUUAGCUGGAUCUUAUGAAUCUGCGUUUAGAUUGCUACAUGAACAAAUAGGCGUGGUAAAUUUUAAUAAAUUUAAACCAAUCUUUACGAGUUUAUAUUCUUGUUCAAAAGCAUCUAUAUCGUUACUGACAAGUCUACCUUCACUACACAAUCUUUUAUUAAGAAGCUUUAAGGAAAAUCAUUCAAAGUUAGGUUUUCCAGCUAUAGCAUUACAUCUUUCUGACCUUGUUCAACAUUUGCAAGUAAGUUAUCAUUUAACUACAGCUGGAAAAUUUAGUGAAGCCAUCGACAAGCUGCAGUCAAUUCUUCUUAGUAUACCAUUACUAGCUUUAGAUUCAAGGCAAGAUAUUGCUGAAGCUCAACAACUUGUUCAAAUAUGUCGAGAGUAUAUAUUAGUUUUAAAAAUAGAAUGUGAAAGAAAAAACAUUUUAAAAACAAGUUCGGAUAACCAAAAAAGAAUUUGUGAAAUGGUAGCUUACUUUACACAUUGUCACUUACAACCAGUUCAUCAAAUUCUUACGUUAAGGACAGCUGUAAAUACAUUAUUUAAAUAUAAAAACUAUAAGACAGCUAGGUCAUUUGCCAGGAGAUUAUUGGAACUGGGUCCAAGACCAGAUGUAGCUCAACAAGUUAGACAAGUGUUACAGGUUUGCGAUAAAAAUCCUGUCGAUGAACACUCGUUAGACUAUGAUGAACACAAUCCAUUUACAAUUUGUGCUAUAUCAUUUACACCAAUUUAUCGAGGAAAACCUGAAGUAAAGUGCCCGUUUUGUAAUGUUAGCUAUCAAGUGCAAUUUAAAAACUUGGCUUGUAAUAUUUGUGAAGUCUCGCUAAUUGGUAAACAAUGUAGUGGAUUGAAACUAAGCUUAAUACAAACAAAAAACUAAUGAUUGACUCAUUUACGUAAACAUUCAUGUACACAUGAAUACACAAAUCGGUGUACAACGAUAUAUAUAUAUAAACACAUUUGUUACAUUAUCAGCUCUGAAAAAUUCAUACUUAUUUAUAAUAAAUCAAGUCAUUUUUUUAAAUUAUGUGAAAAUACAUUCAUCCU